AUGGACUCCACGCUAAUUCAACCCCCAAACAACAACACAUCGAAGCUCCCCAUCAAACGCAAAACCCCCGACCCAAAUCCUCACACCACCGCCACGCCGCCCUUCAAGUUCCACCGGAUAUGGACCGAACCCGACGAGAUCCGAUUUCUGCAGGGCCUAUUGGACUGCUCCUCGCAGAAUUUAGCCUUCCCGCGGGACUUGGGAAUCUUCUACGCCCGCUUCUCCGCCACCAUGUCUCAGCCCUAUACCAAAUCGCAGCUCUCCGAGAAGCUCCGGAGGCUCCGCAAGAAGUUUCGGGUCAUCUCGACCCGCCUCUCCAAGGGCAUGGACCGAUCGCAGUUGUCCUUGCAUGAUCGCGCGCUUUACGACCUCUCCAAUCGCCUCUGGCACCCGGAAUUCGCCGCCACCUCGCCCUUCAGUGGUGCCAGGAAUGUCGGCUUCAAUCAUUCUAACAAUGCCGUUGCCGUUGGUGCUAGGGAUGAUGACGCCGAUGGGAAAUUGAAAAAAUCGAGUCUUGUUGGCAUCAAGGUCGAUUUUUCGCCUACGUUGCCGGUGAUGACGAGCGGUUUUGUUCAAGAGAAUUGUGGGAAUUCAGAAUCAUAUUGUGGUGGUGAUGAGAAUGGGGACGGCGGCGGUGACAGGGUUGGAUUAGGAGACUUGUGUGAUGAGGGAAAUGAUGAUGAAGAAGAGGAAGAAGAAGAGGAAGUUAAAUUGAGUGAGGUGAAUGUGGAGCUUGAAGGGGAAGAGGCAGCUGCGGAGGAUGAUGCAUUUGGGGAUGCGGAGGUGGAAGUGGAGGCGAGGCAGAAUGUGGAUUUCAGAUGUGAGAAUGAAAUUGGGGAGGUGGCGGCGAAGGUGGUUUUAAAUGUGUUUGAUGAGUGUUUCAAGGAGGUGGGGAGGCUUAUAGCUGGUGGAAGUGGCCAUGGAGUGGACUCAGAGAGUUUCCAUGCGCGGUGGCAGCACCAGCGGAUUGCUGAACUCCAUGUAUUAGGGAGCAGAUUGAGCCUGCUUAGUUGAUGGGAUCAAGAGCCUAGUAGGGAUGAGUCUUGCUUGUGGUGGAAUGGAACAGAAAAGUCACUUGCUCUGUGGAUGAAGAAACUUUGUAUCUGAAGCUUUUGCACAAUUAGGGAGCUUGAACUUCUUUGACUAUCUGAGGAAAAGAAGAAAGGUAUCUAUAAUGGCAUCACCUUUACCAUUUUCUGUUUGCUAUGUUAGGUUAUUGAAUGGUAUUAGUCUCCCCAAUAAAACUUAGUACUACUAUAUUAGUGGUUCUUCAUCUGCAAAACAAUGUAAAUUUGUAUUCUUGGCUACGAUCAUGAAUUUCUUUGAUUGAUGGAGUUACUGUAGGAUUAUGUUGGACUUUUCCUUUCUUUUAUAGUCCAUUGAGCUUUGAGUUUUUUUUUUUUCUGAGACGUUAACAAUGGAGACGAUGAGGUCCCAGCUGUGUGUUAGUACGGUGUUGGAGAUGUUAAUGGUUAGUGCUAUGUGGAGUAUAUAUAUAUAUUGGAGAUGUUAGUGUGUUUGGUGUUGAAUA
Salvia miltiorrhiza (redroot sage) is the source of this 1531-nucleotide messenger RNA. RefSeq lists its product as uncharacterized. Lineage: Eukaryota; Viridiplantae; Streptophyta; Magnoliopsida; Lamiales; Lamiaceae. The record is from RefSeq and is a predicted model, not a curated record. The transcript is spliced from 2 exons. Gene Ontology annotation, biological process: regulation of DNA-templated transcription. The coding region runs from base 1 to 1014 and encodes 337 amino acids. Gene Ontology annotation, cellular component: nucleus.